Molecule: messenger RNA, 939 nt
Organism: Coniophora puteana RWD-64-598 SS2
Lineage: Eukaryota; Fungi; Basidiomycota; Agaricomycetes; Boletales; Coniophoraceae
Exons: 4
Coding region: 1-939 (312 amino acids)
Source: RefSeq, a predicted model, not a curated record
AUGAUCAUGGAUACACCCAAGCCCAAGACGGAUAUUGCACCUAAGAAACGCAAGCGGAGCAGAAGCAGAUCCCUCACCCCUCCGCCAGAACUUCCUGUGCAUCGUCUCAUGAACGCCCGGAACGUGGUUCGUCAAGCCUUGCAAGCCGGAGGCCGGGCGCCUUCCCCAACGUUCGUCGGCGAUGACUCUACGGACACAAUCGUACUCGACCCCGAAUUGCUCAAGAUCGCCGAAGAGGUUAAGAAGCGCACAGGCCCCUCGACAUUGAUAAACCAGAAUCGUGGGCCGGAAGAUGUUAUUAUGAGGGUGAAGUGGCAGCCACACCCAUUGGACGAGGCAGCUAGAUCUGAGACAUGGGCGUACAAAAUGAAACGGCAAUCCAACUUCAUAGAGCUCUUUGACGAAGUAGCGGAUGCAGCGACGGUCCUUGUAGAUCGCCUUUUCAUUACUUAUGAGGGCAAGAGGAUCUACUCCUCCGCAACCCCGCAUAACCUCAAGGUAUGGGCUGAGGGAGAACUCGAGGCUUGCGAGCAAGCAACCUAUGAGUACCUCCGGACGCAUCGGCACCAGCCCACGCCGCCUACCCGACAGCCCGAAGCCGCGGCGCGCUCUCCUUCAGCAGCACCUCUCGAGUCUGACGCGGAAUCCGAUGCUGGCUCUCAGACUGACGACAAAUUCAGACUCAUCCUUCGGUCGAGUGCCACCAAGGACAUUACCCUGACGGUGCGACCCACCACCACCUGUGGUGCUAUCGUGAAAGCAUUCCUCAAGAAGGCCGGUCUGUCCGACAGAUCUGUACCGAGUUCAGCCAAGGGCCCGAAAAAGAAGACGGCUAGUGUCCCUCACCUCGUUAUCGAUGGUGACAAAAUGCUGCCAGACACGGCCAUUGGGGAUGCUGAUCUCGAGGACGGAGACCAGGUUGAGGUUGUUGGCUUGUGA